Messenger RNA from Penicillium canariense, 912 nucleotides. RefSeq names its product SDR family NAD(P)-dependent oxidoreductase. Gene Ontology annotation, molecular function: oxidoreductase activity, acting on the CH-OH group of donors, NAD or NADP as acceptor. Bases 1 to 912 code for a protein of 303 amino acids. NCBI's taxonomy places the organism in Eukaryota, Fungi, Ascomycota, Eurotiomycetes, Eurotiales, Aspergillaceae. The record is from RefSeq and is a predicted model, not a curated record. The transcript has 2 exons.
AUGGCAUCCCACCGCCCGUAUGAAUCAAAACUCGGUAUUGUGACUGGGGGUUCGCGAGGAAUCGGUGCUGCCGUGGCUCAGAAACUGGCCGCAAAAGGAUGCAACCUCCUCUUGGUGUAUACAUCGGAUUUUUCCACCGAGCCGACCGCACAGCUGUGUGAGCGUCUUGCUUGCACGCAUCGAAUCCGUUGUGCCUCAGUCCAGGCUGAUCUUGGAAGCCCAGCGGAGGCAUCUAGCUCGAUUCUGCAGGCGGCCAAGGACCUGUUUGGCUCCUACAUGCCCGGCGCAGAAUUCCAAGUUGACAUUCUCAUCAACAAUGCUGGGGUGUCCUCGAAUCAGCACUUGAAUGACGGGCAGCAGGGUCCAAUCGAUGGAACCGAAUUCGACCGGGUGUACCGAGUGAAUGUUCUGGCCCCGUUGCUUCUUACACAAGCUGUUGCACCGCAUCUCCCAAAAGACCGUUCGGGCCGCAUCGUAACCGUCUCCAGUGUCUCCUCUUCUAUCGGAUACCAGGGACAGUCCGUAUACGCUGGUAGCAAAGCAGCGGUGGAAUCUAUGACUCGUGUGUGGAGCCGAGAACUGGCCGAGCGUGCCACCGUCAACGCCGUGAACCCCGGACCAGCCUGGGGAGACAUGUAUGAAAAAGCCGGCCAGACAUUCUGGGAUAUCAAUCAGCCCUAUGUUGACACCGCUCCAUUAGCAAGCUACAACAGUGAGAAGGAGGUGCUCGCUAUGGCAGGAGCGGAUGCGGAAAAGUUUGAUCGGCUGGUAAAGGAGAAGAUGAAGAGUCGGCGACCAGCCUUCACGAGCGAGAUUGCCGGUACCAUCGACAUGCUUUGCUCGGCCGAAGGCGGGUGGACCACUGGGAGUGUCAUUUGCGCGAAUGGGGGGAUGAAAAUGUCCAUUGCGUAG